Messenger RNA from Radiomyces spectabilis, 1410 nucleotides. RefSeq names its product aminotransferase. The record is from RefSeq and is a predicted model, not a curated record. Gene Ontology annotation, molecular function: pyridoxal phosphate binding. NCBI's taxonomy places the organism in Eukaryota, Fungi, Mucoromycota, Mucoromycetes, Mucorales, Radiomycetaceae. Bases 1 to 1410 code for a protein of 469 amino acids. Gene Ontology annotation, biological process: biosynthetic process. The transcript has 12 exons.
AUGGGCGGAACAUCGGAGAACAUUCAAGAAGCUCAGAGUGAAAAAUAUUCUCAAGCCUACAAGACCUUUCGCAAAUAUCCCGGCAAUUCAAGCAAAGGUGAUCAAGCCAAGUAUCACAAACGUAUUUACGGCAUCGAACAUCCAGGUGUAACAGGCGUCAUUUAUGCAACCGACCGCGCCAAACAGCUGGGCUUUACUGCCGACGACCCAGAGUGGGCAAACUUUGGUCAGGGAGCUCCAGAAGUCGGGUCUAUUGAGGGCUGCAUGGAAAAGCCAACUAAAAUCGACAUUCCGGUCGACGCCCGUGAAUAUGCUCCAACCGAUGGUGUCAAAAGUUUACGAUCAGCAGUAGCCAAUUUAUACAACGAAGUAUAUCGCAAAAACAAAUCUAUGAAGUACACCGAAGAAAACGUGUGUAUUGUUCCUGGUGGCCGUGCCGGGUUGACAAGAUUGGCUUCAACCAUUGGCGAUGUUAAUGUCGGUUACUUUUUACCCGAGUAUCCGCCCUAUGAAGAAAUGCUUACUUUGUUUAAACGAUUUGUUCCCAUCUCGGCCACCUUGGAUGAGGAUUGCGAUUAUCAUAUCGAUCCAGACAGAAUACGAAAAGAAGUGGCGGGAAGAGGUCUUGGAGUCAUACUGAGCUCUAAUCCACGCAAUCCAACAGGUCAAGUAACCGAAAAGGAACAACUAAAGGAGUUGGUAAAUAUUGCCAGAGAAAAGCAUACAACCCUGAUUCUGGACGAGUUUUACUCUGCAUACAUCUAUUCCCAUGAUCCUUCGGAAAAUGGUCGCACAAUCAGCGUUGCAGAAUACAUUGACGACGUGAACGAGGACCCUGUCAUUAUUCUUGAUGGUUUGACAAAGAAUUACAGACUUCCAGGAUGGCGCGUUUGCUGGAUCGUUGGGCCCAAAACCGUGAUAUCCUCUAUGGAGUCUUGUGGAUCCUUUUUGGAUGGUGGAACCAAUCAUCCUUUGCAAGUAGCGGCAAUCCCUUUCUUGGAACCAAGCGUUUAUAAAAAUGAAGCGAAAUAUUUGCAGGCACAUUUCCGAAGCAAACGCAAUUACACUCUGAAAAGAUUGGAAAACAUGGGCCUUCCCAUUAAAGUGCCACCUGUGGCAACUUUUUAUGUAUGGGUUGAUCUCAGCCAUCUCCCGGAACCAUUAAAUAUUGGCCUACAGUUCUUUGAAGAAUGUUUAAAGGAAAAAGUAAUUGUUGUUCCUGGUAUCUUCUUUGAUAUCAACCCGGCUCAGCGUCGCGAGUUGUUUGAAUCCCCAUGUCACCACUUUAUUCGAUUUAGUUUCGGUCCUCCUAUGGACGAAUUGAAACGAGGCUUGGAUAAUAUGGAGAAAGCAUGCCAUCAUAGUCAUCAAAAAGUUCUCCAAAUCGUGAUACGGUAUGAUAUGAGAUAA